AUGUGCUUUAGGGGUGAAGCUCAGAAACUAUUGGGCGACCUCACAGUUGAAUUAAGAUCAGAUUAUAAUAAGCUUAGGUCUAUCUUGACAAAGCGGUUCAAUCCACAAGAAUUGGUCAUAGCUCAUAGGUGUGAAUUCAGAUCACGUAGACGAAAACAAGGUGAAAGUCCUUCAGAUUAUGGGUAUGCUCUCAGAAGGUUAGGUUGUCUAGCAUUUCCUGAUAUGACUUAUGAUGACAGGGAAAUUAACAUUCUAGAACAGUUCAUCAAUGGCAUAGGCAAUUCGGCAAUUCAUGAUCAUGUUAUUUUUCACCAUCCUAAAACCUUAGAGGCUGCCAUUUCAUUAGCUAUUGAAUUUGAGUCUGUUAAGGGUCCACAAUUGUCUAUUGUCAAACCAGUUCAUUUUGGUGACAUUGUGAAUACAGUUCAGUCAAAGGGUGAAAGUGAAUCUAAGAAACAAGAAACCCUUAAAGAAAUGUCAGAGUUAAUGAAGUUAAUGCAGGCUUGUGUAGAUAAACUUUCAAAACUCAGACCACCAAGAGGGGGUAAGAGACACUCAGGGAACAUGACAUAUACAGAAUGUUACAAUUGUCAUAAUUUUGGGCACCUAGCCAGACACUGUCCAAACAAGAACAGUUCCACACCCACACAGAGAAACACUCAACAAACAGACAAACCUACAAAACAGGAAAACUAG
Saccostrea echinata is the source of this 696-nucleotide messenger RNA. RefSeq lists its product as uncharacterized. Lineage: Eukaryota; Metazoa; Mollusca; Bivalvia; Ostreida; Ostreidae. Gene Ontology annotation, molecular function: zinc ion binding; nucleic acid binding. The coding region runs from base 1 to 696 and encodes 231 amino acids. The transcript has a single exon. The record is from RefSeq and is a predicted model, not a curated record.